GCGAGUUUUGCGGCAAGAUAGUGCACGCACUCGCAUUUGCGCAAGUAUUUGGGCAUUAAGAUCAUUGUGUGCGCACGGACUUUUUAAGCCUUGCGUCACAGUUCACAUGACUUGUAAACAAAUGAUAAACGUCAAAAUUUUUUAUCGAACAAAAUAUAAUCUUUGCAAUGUGAAGUGAUUUGUUUACAGUGUCGCGUAGAUUUAUAAACACAAUUCAAUCAUGAAAACCAGUGAUUUGUGUUUGGAAAAGGACAGUAAAUGUGCCGAAGUGAAUCGAAAUGCCAUAAUUUUCGAAAACAGUAAGCUAACCUAUGUGGGUCAAGACUGCUCGCGUAUUCCAUCUUCAUUGAUACAAGUGUAUGCACCAAGUGUGCAUUAUAUGGACCUUAGCUUCAACCAACUCUCAACUCUUCAGGGCCUUGAACAAUUCACCUUGUUGAAAGAACUGGUGUUGGACAACAACAAUUUAACAGAUACAUUGUGCCUGCCACGUUUGCAGCAUUUGCAUACACUUUCCCUCAAUAAGAAUAAUAUUGUCAACUUAGAGCUCCUGCUGAACAAAAUAUCAAAUAAUUUGCCAGCGUUACGAUACCUGAGCCUUUUGGGGAAUGUAGCAUGUCCAAAUCAGCUGUCAGACAUGGAAAAAGAUGAAGAGGACUACCAUAGAUACAGGUACUAUGUACUAUAUAGACUACCUAAUCUUCAGUUUCUUGAUUCAACAAAGGUAACAACUGAAGAGCGUUUGGAAGCUAGUCGCAGAGGUCAGUUGAUGAAGGUGGUCUGCCCCACAAAUGUGGAAGGUAGAGAUGACUCGCCUGCAACCUUCAAUUCCAAGUACACACCACUACCAGGUUCUAAGCGAAAUAUUGGAGAUCAUCAAGGUGCAUAUGGUAAAUGUCGGUAUCGCUACUCUGGGAAACACUCUGAAGGGAAUCGUUUCAUUAAGAAUAAUGACCUUUAAGAAAUUGAAGCAAGACAUGCAGCUGGUGUCACUGUAAAUUUAAUGUGGUAUUGUCAUUAUCUUGCCUUCUCUCCUUGCACUUCUCUCAUAAUCAUUAAGUUACUUUCCCAUAGCAUAAUCAAACAGUGGAAACUCCAGGCUGGAAAAUUAACAAUAUUAGGAAAAGGAUAGAUUGCUCCUCACUGUAAAGAUGGCCCAUUGAAUUGUAGUCAGGCAGAACAAAAAGAUUGUUACACGUCACAGCUUUUGGCUAAAGCCUUUUCCAGCAAAGAAAACACGGACUUGCUUGUGUAAAUGUGUAUGUGUGUUUCUUUGCUGAAGAAUGCUUUGCCCAAAAGCAAUUAUGUGUAACAGCUUUUUGUUGUGCCUUUCCCGUAUUUUUUCUUGCUGGACAGAGCAUAGUGGUCAUCAGUAUUUCAUGUUUUACAGAACUUAUUUUAAUUGUAAAUGAGAGCUUAUGUUCAAUGUAUCAAAAAGAAAAUCCACUUACUAGCUUACAUUCUGUGGCAUACAUGUGUGAAGUACAUUUCUUGUAUAUUAGCACACUAUGAGAGUACACUUUUAUGUUGCACACAUUGCUCAAACCAACCAUGACAUGAUGUGGUAUGUCAUUUUAUAUCCUGUUUAUAUAUAUUUUUUCAGCUACCUCAUAUUUACCAACCUAGUAUGAAAUAUUUACUGCUUCAGAUAGACAAAAAGAAAGGAAUUCCCCCCUUGAUGCCUAGUGCCCUGUAAUCCAGUGUAAUUGAGGUAGGCACUGAUACAUUACAACAGUAAAAAGAACUGGUGUUAGUGAAUAUUUUCUGUUAUUCUGACAUGAGGUUACCUCUGCAGGCCUUUGUUAGAUUUCCAAUGAUAUGAAAUUAAUAUCUGUUAAUUAUUAAUGGCAACAGUGUCUGCGUUUCUGCAGUAACUGCAUUUAUUAAAAUACAAUGUCCUUCAGACAUGCAUGCAUGUCUGAACAAACAGACACCGUCUUUGAUGAUUUGCAGCUGUGGGAAUUAUGAAAUGGAUUAACAUAUCAUGAAUAUGUAUUAGCUUCGGCAACUUGUAACAAAUGAAAAUUUGUGCUGGAUGGGGACUCGAAUCCAGAUUUCCCACUUGUCAUCAGCAGUUGCCUUAAUCACUUCGGCUGUCUGAGCAUGCCCUCAUUGCCGGUCCAAACCUUGGCUAUCCGAGGUUCAGAUCGGUACUGGGGGCAUGCUUGAAUAGCUGAA
Molecule: messenger RNA, 2178 nt
Organism: Schistocerca cancellata (South American locust)
Lineage: Eukaryota; Metazoa; Arthropoda; Insecta; Orthoptera; Acrididae
Product: leucine-rich melanocyte differentiation-associated protein-like
Exons: 6
Coding region: 221-961 (246 amino acids)
Biological process (GO): melanocyte differentiation
Source: RefSeq, a predicted model, not a curated record